Molecule: messenger RNA, 563 nt
Organism: Drosophila novamexicana
Lineage: Eukaryota; Metazoa; Arthropoda; Insecta; Diptera; Drosophilidae
Gene: RpL35
Product: 60S ribosomal protein L35
Exons: 3
Coding region: 79-450 (123 amino acids)
Biological process (GO): maturation of LSU-rRNA from tricistronic rRNA transcript (SSU-rRNA, 5.8S rRNA, LSU-rRNA); translation
Cellular component (GO): ribosome; cytosolic large ribosomal subunit
Molecular function (GO): mRNA binding; structural constituent of ribosome
Source: RefSeq, a predicted model, not a curated record
CUGUUUGUUUUCGUGCUACAGCCCUCAAUCGCUUGUACGACCCUAGUUCUUUCUUUUUUGACGUGACCAGCGAGAAAAAUGGUGAAGAUCAAGUGCUCAGAGCUGAGAACCAAGGACAAGAAGGAGCUCACCAAGCAAUUGGAUGAGCUCAAGAAUGAGCUGCUCAAUCUGCGCGUGGCCAAAGUCACCGGCGGAGCACCCUCCAAGCUGUCCAAGAUCCGCGUUGUGCGCAAAGCCAUCGCUCGCGUCUACAUUGUGAUGCACCAGAAGCAGAAGGAGAAUCUGCGCAAGGUGUUCAAGAACAAGAAGUACAAGCCCUUGGAUCUGCGCAAAAAGAAGACCCGCGCCAUGCGUAAGGCCCUGUCGUCGCGCGACGCCAACCGCAAGACCCUCAAGGAAAUCCGCAAGCGUUCCAUCUUCCCGCAACGCAAAUAUGCCGUCAAGGCAUAGAUUUAAAUGCAGCAACAAUUGUUGUUAAUAACUAGUGUGCGCUAAGAAUAUUCUCCUGAAAAAGAAAAACAAAGCAAAAGGAAUAAGAAUAAAACCAUUUUUUUUAAAUGUGA